Molecule: messenger RNA, 1837 nt
Organism: Rhododendron vialii
Lineage: Eukaryota; Viridiplantae; Streptophyta; Magnoliopsida; Ericales; Ericaceae
Exons: 6
Coding region: 295-891 (198 amino acids)
Source: RefSeq, a predicted model, not a curated record
UUCCCCCAUCUCCCUCACAUCGUCUUUCAGUUCAUCCCCCUCCCAAUCGACCCUCUAACCCUCCUCCAGCCGUGGUCGCUCAACCCCUCUCUCCAGCCGCCGUCUCCACCGUUCAGCACCACCGCCGCUGCCACACCCCCUACAAAAACCCCUCUCUCCUCCGACUGUGGUCUCAGAUACUCCUGCUCCUGUCAAUCAAACCCCCCGACGAAAACCCCUCUCCUCCAACUUUGCAUCUCCAGCCAUGGUCGAGCCGCUGUGUCUCUCUCUCGCUCACUCCUGCUAGAUUGCAUCAUGGGUCCUGGAUCAAGAAAGAGUAGUGCAUCCUCCAACUCGAGUAUCACAUCACGUAAAAUUGCAGAACUACGACUUGGUACAGUAGCUACACCUACUCCGCAGCCAGAAGCUACAACAUCUGUUCCUCCUUUUGUGGCAUCUACUCUUUCGAGUGUUCCAUCUCCUUCUACCCAUACAAGUGUUGCAGCUGCACCUUCAAGAACGCAGCGACGUGUGCGGGGGCCUACACUUGAAAAAAGAGUUAGAAGGUUGAUUGAUGGCAAGGAUGGGACGAGGCUCCCAGUUUAUGUGACACAGGAAAUGAGAGCUUUUUGCGGGAAAAAUGCAACUAAAGUGGUGAACGAAUUGGGGUCACAAAUUAGGAGGAUGUGCUGCCCUACUGCUGACAGUUUUUGCCACUCGUGGCCAAGUGUUCCUUCGGGGCUGAAAAUCACCAUAAUACAAGCCGUACGGGACAAAUUUGAAGUCACCGAAGAUAAUGUUGAGUUCACUCCGUUAGUUGAGAAAGUUUUUGAGCACAAAGUCGGCUUACUCUACAAAGGCUGGAAAUGGAGAAUGAAUGAUCAUUACGAAAAGACAAAAGGCUCAUUAUGAAAAGACGAAGGAAGAUGGCCAAAACCCAUAUCAGCUUCCUUUUACCAAAGACAUAAGCCUGGAUGCUUGGAAGUUCAUGAUUGAUCAUAUAUUCAACGAUCCAGAUUGGAAGCCCCGCAAAAUAGCUGGCAAAAAAAAUAGAAAUGCUCUGAUUGAUGGUUACUUUGUUGCUUCUUGUGGUCAUACUUUGGGUUCUCGAUCAUUUGCUGCUGCAAUCACCAUUGAGGCAGACAAGCCUAAUGGAAAGGUGCCAGAUUUGUGUGAGAGAUACCAAGCAUCACAUACAUUGAAAGAUGGUGGAUGGAUCGAUCCUCAAUGUGAAGAGAUACAUGUUUGCAUCUAAUAUCUAUAGACAUUUUGUUUUUUCUUUUUCAAUUAGUCUAUUCCUUAUAUUUUUCAUUGUUUCCUUUCUUCUUUUUGCAAACGACAAACGAGGAUGGUGGCCAAGCGGGACGAGGCGUCUCAAUCAGGAUGUCCGCUGACGGACGAAGAACUUUCAAGGAUUUGUCUUGGGGAAGCAAAGUAUUACGUAAGGGGAUUUGGGGUUGGCCCGAGACCUUCAUCCUUCUAUUCCCAAUCCAGCUCCAACUCAGCACGGCAAGAGCUGCAGAAAGUCCAAUCCGAGAUGGAGUUACUUUGUGAGGAGCGACGAAGAGAACGGGAGGAGUAUGAAGGUGGGAGGAGGAGCGAAACUGGCGUGACGAGGAGCAAAAACAACGGGAAGAGCAACAAAAGCAAAGAGAUGAGGAGCUAAGGCUAAGAGAUGAGCAAAGGCAACGUGAAUUUGAUGAACUCAAAGCCAUGAUGAUGAGGCAAAUGCAUGGACGAGACAAUGUGUGAUUGAGGUGAUGGUGGGAAAUAUUCGGUACAUAAUUUCCUCUUUGCUAUGAAUUAAUGGGUUAACUUUUAAUGGGUUGCAUAUCAAUUGUCAUCUUCCUUCCUCUUC